UUUAAGGCUUAUGUUUUCUUCGAUUAAUAAAGGAUGGAUCUAGUUGACUGCUAGAAAUUCGAAUACGGAAGCAGUAAAUUUCCAUAUCCAACAUUGAGCUGAUCCUGAAAUUUAGACAAUUAGUAUGUAUAUUCGGCUGAAACCUGCAAAUUUUGCUGCACUUGCUACCAUAAUUUUCUUUCUCUAUCUGGGAUAUCUCAUUUGGGAAAAAGAGGAACAUUUUCCGGAUGUUAUUAUUGAGCUCCACGAUUUGUUAAGUUAUGUGCUUCUGGCUGCAGAACUAGGUGGUCGUGCUAUACUGGAUGUUAAUGAUGAGGAAAAAUUGAAUACUUUUAAAAAAGCUGAGACGGAUGUUGGCAAACCUGAACUUUUGACGCGGGCUGAUUUACUGUCAAACCAGCUUGUAAUGAGCGUCCUGGGAAGAUAUCCAGGUUUAAGGAUAAUUUCUGAAGAAAAGGGAGAAAUGAUAAACAUAGUGGAUUAUGGAAAAUAUCAGUCACAGCAGGAGAAACUUUAUGCAGAUGUGAAGGCUAUUGUUGACUUAUUUCCGUCAAGAAAAUAUUUUUUGUCGAAGUUAGCUAUUUGGGUUGAUCCAUUGGAUGCAACACAAGAGUUUACAGAAGGUCUGUUUGAAUAUGUUUCUGUGAUGAUUUGCAUAACAUUGGAUAGCAUACCUGUUUUUGGUGUGAUUUACAGACCAUUCACUGGUGAAAGGGUGUAUGGUUUAAAUGAAUUUGGAAUCAUGAAAGGAAACGGCAAUAAAUGGGAUCGUACGAUUUUGAAGAACCAUUCGAAAUUGGUAAUGGUUUCCAGAUCACAUGCUGGGAAUGUGAGAGAAUUGGCACUGAAUCCUUUUUUUCCAAUUUUACUGUUGAAGCAACUGGAGGUUCUGGUUACAAAUCGUUGAGAUUGUUAAAUGGCACUGGAGAGUUAUACUUACACAAGACUGCCAUUAAAAAGUGGGAUACCUGUGCCGGUGAUGCUUUGCUUCGAUCGAUUGGUGGUUUAAUGCUUGAUUUUAAUGGUGAUGUGUUGAGUUACGACCCAAAUGGCGAUUAUGUUUUACGGAAUGGUUUAUUAGCUGCUGCGCAGUAUCCUUUCACUUAUUUUCAGCAGUGGAAACAACAUUUAAAAGGAGCUUCGAUUACGAGAUAAAAUUCCAUCAAUUAAAUCCAGGAAAUUAAAUUCAAAGCAAGCAGCGUUUCAACUUUCUCAAUUUCUGGGAUAUCUCUUUUUUCAAGAUAUUUCUGUCACCAUUUUGUUAAAUGAUGUUCUAAUUUUAAAGAGGGCAAUUUAUGCUAUCUGUUGUGCCAUAAAUAUAUGCUGUUGUUUGGCUUUUGAUGCAGUACCUCACUUAUAUAACUUCUUGAUCAAUUUCUCCUCGAAAUUUUGAACUUCUAACCUAUUUUUACCUCAUAGUGUUGGAGCAAUGAUUAUUUAAACAAUAAUGUCGAUAUUUUAAAAAAUGUGAUGUACUGGACAUUUUGAACCACCUAAUCCAUAGAACUGUCCGUUCGAAAGUGCUGUCGUUCUGCUUUAUUCUGAUGAAAGCCGUGAGAUUUGGGUGAUCAUAAAGCUAAAAUU
This is a messenger RNA of Loa loa (African eye worm), 1584 nucleotides long. RefSeq lists its product as hypothetical. Gene Ontology annotation, molecular function: 3'-nucleotidase activity. Gene Ontology annotation, cellular component: endomembrane system. The transcript has 7 exons. The record is from RefSeq and is a predicted model, not a curated record. NCBI's taxonomy places the organism in Eukaryota, Metazoa, Nematoda, Chromadorea, Rhabditida, Onchocercidae. Bases 125 to 907 code for a protein of 260 amino acids.